This is a messenger RNA of Perkinsus marinus ATCC 50983, 459 nucleotides long. RefSeq names its product 60S ribosomal protein L23a, putative. NCBI's taxonomy places the organism in Eukaryota, Perkinsozoa, Perkinsida, Perkinsidae. The transcript has 2 exons. Bases 1 to 459 code for a protein of 152 amino acids. The record is from RefSeq and is a predicted model, not a curated record. Gene Ontology annotation, molecular function: rRNA binding; structural constituent of ribosome. Gene Ontology annotation, cellular component: cytosolic large ribosomal subunit; ribosome. Gene Ontology annotation, biological process: ribosomal large subunit assembly; translation.
AUGGCUCCUGCUACUGACGCUAAAUCGAAGGCGUCUAAGACCGGUGCCGCCCUCACCAAGGGUGUGCAGGUCAAGACCCGCAAGGUCAGGAAGAAUACCACUUUCUUCAGACCUAAGACUCGUCAGACUCCCAAGGCUCCCAAGUACCCCCGUUCGGCUACUCCCACAUUGACUAAGAUGGACAAGUACCGCAUCAUCCGUUCCCCCAUGACCUCCGAGUGGGCCAUGAAGCACAUCGAGGAUCUCAACACUUUGGUCUUCCUCUGUGACAUCCAGGCCACCAAGCAGCAGAUUCGCGAUGCCGUUGAGUCUCUUUACGACAUCAAGUGCAAGAAGGUGAACACUUUGGUGCGUCACGAUGGUCUUAAGAAGGCUUAUGUCAAGUUGGCUGAUGACUUCGAUGCCCUUGAUGUUGGUAACAGAUCGGUAUCAUCUAAUCAGCUUCGCGGAUAUCAUUAG